This is a messenger RNA of Suillus fuscotomentosus, 354 nucleotides long. RefSeq lists its product as uncharacterized. The transcript is spliced from 2 exons. The annotation marks the transcript as partial. NCBI's taxonomy places the organism in Eukaryota, Fungi, Basidiomycota, Agaricomycetes, Boletales, Suillaceae. The record is from RefSeq and is a predicted model, not a curated record.
AUAGCUAUCUUUGCUCACAAGGCAAUGCGCCUCCAUGUAGCUACAGUUAACAGCUUUCCUUCAGCUUUGGACAGGGAGGAGCUCUGCUGGGACCUACUGGUGUCUAGCACUAGGGACAAUGAGGUGUUGUGGGAGAAGAUGUUGCUCAUUCAAAGUGAUGAUGACUUGAAAGCUUACUUGAUAGACUAUACUUGGAAGGCUGCCGGCCAACUCAGAGGGGAUUUUGUGGCCAAAACCCACAUCAGUGUCCCCAGUACCUAUGGAAUAGGAGAGCUAAAACAUGAGGAGUUGGAGAAAGCUAUCAGGUGGAUGUUGGAGGAGGCAAGAUUCAUACAUGGAGGAAUUGAUAUCAAG